AUGCCUAAGAUCAAGAUUAAGAGCUCCAGGGCUUCAGAAACUCUACCAAAUGAGCCUCAGCCGAAAAGACCGAAAAACAAGCAAUCAAAAAGCAGCAACGAGGGCGGUACAUCAAGUAAUACAUCUAAUGGUCCAUUGAAGGUGAAGCUGAAACAGAAGGCAGAUGUUAAAAAAGAUUCUGAAAGGGAGGGAUCGCAGCCCAUGAAAUUAAAAAUCAAUUUGAACCACAGAGAAGAUUCGAAUUCUGCGAGUUCAGCGACUCCAAAAGCGCCUAGAUUUAGAAUAAAACCUGUAAGAGUACCGGGGGAAGGGUACGAUUCGGAGGCUUCUGACAUCGAAGACGACCCACUGAUUGAGGAUGGUAUCGUGCUUCGAGUGCUACCUGAUGUCCAAACAGAGUUUGUAAAGAAUUGCACGGAAAGUGGUGAUUUUUCCGGUAUAAGCUUGAAAUGGAAGGGCGAAAGACACGCAGUGGUCAAGAUUAAUGGCCAUAUGUACGGUGCGGUUCUUGUCAAUUUGCCCACGGUCAUUGAAGUAAACAAAAGUGUCGAUCGGAAAAAUCUCAUAAAGGCGUUCGACGUAUCGCAAAUGCUCUUGUGCGUCAAGCCUAUUGAACACGAUGAGGAAGUCUUUUCAGUCAUAGCACCGGACGCAGAGGAUCUGGUUGUGAAGCAUUAUAAUGAAUACAAAACGGAGAUUGAAGAAUGCAAGAAACUGGCAUUUCAUGGAUUUAAUGGUGGUCCGUUGACAGACACCGAGGCUAGUCAUCUGGAGGAAAUAGUCAAAAAGGGAUAUGAUUACAAGCACGGAAUUACUCCACCACUGUAUAAUGUCCGCAACCGAAGGUUUCGUCGUCGGCUCGCGAUACAGGAAGUCGACUACGUGGAGAAAACAGUCGAGUACUUGCUACGACAAGAUCAGGAGGUAGAGGGCUUUACUUAUGAUCUGAUUGACGAGGAUUCUUUGCAGCAACAAAGAGCAAGCUCUAAUGAUGUACCGUCGCAAUCUUCUGUGAACGACGGGUUCGAUUUGUUUGGCGAAGAUGACCACGAAGAUUUGGAAUUGGAGCUAGAACAAGCGCUGCAAGAAGAUCGCCAAGGCGUUGAACAAAUGACCGCCGAUAUGCGUAAACAAGCCGUCGAGGAAACGGGAGACGACGUUGAACAAGAUAACGGGGAGGAUGAAGAGGAAGAAGAUGAAGAGGAAGAGGACGAAGAGGAAGAAGAAGACGGUGAGGAAGAAGAACCCGAGGGAGGACUUGAUAUGGUAGCAAACGUUGCGAAACCAACGGUGGACGAAAGCCUUCAACACACGGAACUUCUAAGAGACGAAUUGGAGGAGCUUGAGACUACUUUACAACAGAAUAGACAAAAGCUAGAAAAGGCAACAAACCCACUUCUAAAGUCAAGAUUCAUUGACAGUAUAAAGAAAAUGGAGAAGGAAGCAGAGCUCAAGAGGAAACAACUGAAGCUCAGCGGUGAAUCCACCUCCAGUAACUCUCAGAGCGCGGCUCCUGACGAGAUUGAAAAUGAGGACGAUGAUGACGACGACGAUGACGAGGAAGCCGAAGAUGACGAAGACGACGAUGAAGACGACGAGGAGGUUUCGAACGUUGCGAACACCACAAAUAACAAUGGCGACGAGCAGAAACCAGCCGAGGAGCUCGAUCAGGAUGACAUGGACAUGAUGAUGCUGUUUGGCGGUGAGGGUGAUGAGUGA
Lachancea sp. 'fantastica' is the source of this 1719-nucleotide messenger RNA. NCBI's taxonomy places the organism in Eukaryota, Fungi, Ascomycota, Saccharomycetes, Saccharomycetales, Saccharomycetaceae. The record is from the annotation of a GenBank genome assembly.